AUGGGCCACAGCGACUCGAUGAGCCCCGCCAAGAGCAGCGGCGGCGCCCCCUCCACAUCUUCUUCCUCCUCCUCCUCCUCUUCGGCCCCGCUGCAGCAGCAGCGCGUUGUUGCUGCAGGGUCGAGGAUCGCGGCGCUCGAGAAGCCCGUCCAUCACGACAACCCCGUGGAACCGGUGCGCGUCAAGCUGCAGGACCCCGUCGGGUACCCGUCGGACUCGCUCUGGUCCUCGGAGGGCCUCAAGGCCCGCUCCUCACUGCUCUUCUCCUCCUCGCAGGCGCUGGCCGAGCGGCCGGCCAGCUUCGCGCUGCGAGCCCCGCGGCUGCAGUCCAAGGCCGACUCGCGCUCCGUGCACAGCGCCCAGACGACGCCCCCGAGCGAGUCGGAGGAGGGCGACUCGGCGGCGGUGGACAACCAGAAGGAAGACCAAGACCAGCACGAGAGCGGCGGCGACGCCCCAUCUGAGAACGGGGGCGAGCUGCGGUCAUCGUGGGGAACGGCGCAGAAACUGCCGAGCAAGGACGAGCAACCAACGGACAACCAGGAGCCAGAGGCGAAUGGGCUGUCGUUGAGCCUGCAACUCCGGGAGCGCGAGACUGCUCGGCCUCGACGAGGCUCUGAGCCCCGCUCGGCGGACAUCUGGACGAACCCUCACAACGACUUCGAAGACGGCGAGUUUGACUCCACAGUCACCCCGACCACUUCGCCCGACAAGCUCAACCCGCGCGCGGUCCCAAGCUUUCCCCGCCCUAGCGCCAGUGCUUCGAGGAGCGGAUCGUCUCGUGGUGGCAGCCAAACUCAAAGUGGAGGUUGCCGUGUGCCCCCGGGCAUGUCUUUGAUCGACCGGAUCCAAGAGGACUUCCCGCGCACGCCGUCGCCCGAGUACGGGCAGUUCGACGAUGAAGGCUCGACUGGUCGCAGACCCUCGUUUGGUGGAAGGGACCAGCAAACGCAGUCGGUCUUCGGCAUCAGUGAAGGCAUGGGGCAGCUAAGGCUUGGCGACUACCGCGCCGCGCCGCUCUACGAUUCCAGCCGCCGUUCCGGCCACGACUUUGAUGACCUGCCUCGGAUGCCCCAGCACGCCACGGGCCCCAGACUUGUUGGCGUGAAUGGCCACCGCCAAGUGUUCGGCCGGAGCACCAGCGAGCCUCCUUUCGGCGGCUCAUAUCAUGGAGCGAUGGCACAAGGCUACCCGUCGUCCUACAUGAUGGGCGCUCAAGGCUACCCAGUCAUGAUGGGUGCUGCGAAGUCGCGAUGGGCCGCCGACGACGACGGCUACUCGUUCCCAUCGUCACCUUUCGGCUUCGCUCCGUCCGAUUUUGCGAGCCCGCACGCUGGCCACAACUCGACCGUGCCGAACUAUGGGGAUGGCUACGCUGCAGAGUACCGCGGCAUGAAACCCUCCGACAAAAUGUUCAAGCCCCGUCCGUCAUACCCUCUGGUCGACCACCCCCUGUACGAACGCCAAGACUUCCAAAACUACAUGCCACGUCCGCAGAUGAUGCACAGACCCAAGGUCGGAGGCCCUCGUCGAGGUGAGUUCGAGUACUUCCACCCGGUCGCGCACUCAUACUCGUCCAACAGUCUGCUGGAGGAGUUCAACUCGGCGCCGAAGUCGGAGAAAUGGGGGCUGUCUUCCAUCAAGGGGCACCUCUUCAUCUUCGCCAAGGACCAGACGGGCUCGCGCUUCAUUCAGCAGAAGCUGGAGAAGGCCGACGAGCACGUGAAAGCCGAAGCAUUCAGCGAGAUCUACCCCAACUCGCUUUUGCUGAUGACGGACGUGUUUGGCAACUACGUGAUCCAGAAGUUCCUCGAGUACGGCUCUGCGGAUCAGCAGCACGCACUGGUGGAGUUGAUGACAAGCAACAUGAUCAGCCUGGCGCUGCAAGUGUACGGGUGCCGAGUGAUCCAGCGUGCCCUGGAAGUCACACGAGUUGAAGAGCAGCUCGCGCUGAUCCGGCAGCUGAAGGGCCACGUGAUGAAGUGCGUCGUGGACCAGAACGGCAACCAUGUUCUGCAGAAAUGCAUCGAGGCGGCAUCUUGGAAGAGAGCUGCCGAGUACAACGGACUGGGUCCUCAGCGUUUCGUGACGGGGGAGGACAUCCAGUUCAUCAUCGACAGCUUCAUCGGCCAUGCUGCAGCGCUCUCCACGCACUCGUACGGCUGCCGUGUGAUCCAGCGCGUGCUGGAGCACUGCGCGCCUGCCCAGAUCCGCCCGCUGCUGAAUGAAAUCAUCUACAAGUGCCGGGAUCUUGUCAAGGACCAGUUUGGCAACUACGUUGUGCAGCACGUCAUCAGCCACGGCGAGCCGGAUCAGCGGGACAUCGUUAUGCAGGCGGUGCUUCCUGAGAUCGCGCGCUGGAGUCAGCACAAGUACGCGAGCAACGUGGUGGAGUCCUGCCUGGAGCACGCAACAAAGGGUGAGAUCAGCCAGAUCGUCGACUUCAUUCUUCAGUGUGACGAGAGCGGAGCAUCCUGCCCACUGCUCCCCAUGAUGAAGCACAUGUACGGCAACUACGUGGUGCAGAAAUUGCUGGAACGCGCGGAUGACCACGACCGCCACCGCAUUGUAUGUAUAAUUCGACACAACGAGGACUACCUCAAGCGCUUCACGUUCGGGAAGCACGUUUUGAGCCGGCUGGAGCGCGAGGAGCAGGCGAGCAACUACUUUUGA
Messenger RNA from Phytophthora sojae, 2673 nucleotides. Its product is annotated as RNA-binding mating protein. Gene Ontology annotation, biological process: post-transcriptional regulation of gene expression. Gene Ontology annotation, cellular component: cytoplasm. NCBI's taxonomy places the organism in Eukaryota, Oomycota, Peronosporomycetes, Peronosporales, Peronosporaceae. The record is from RefSeq and is a predicted model, not a curated record. The coding region runs from base 1 to 2673 and encodes 890 amino acids. Gene Ontology annotation, molecular function: mRNA binding. The transcript is spliced from 3 exons.